Molecule: messenger RNA, 678 nt
Organism: Lasiosphaeria miniovina
Lineage: Eukaryota; Fungi; Ascomycota; Sordariomycetes; Sordariales; Lasiosphaeriaceae
Exons: 4
Coding region: 1-678 (225 amino acids)
Source: RefSeq, a predicted model, not a curated record
AUGGGACUCAUCAACACUUCCAGCCUUGACCUUGAAGAGUUCAUGGGCUCCAGCAUUCCUCCCUAUGCAAUUCUCCCUCACACCUGGGACGCAGACGAUGUCUCGCUGCAAGAGUUUGAGUCCCCGACCGCCGCGACGAGGGCGAAGAAAGGAUACGCCAAGAUCACCAAGACAUGCAGUCUCGCCCGCAGCAACGACAUCAACUACGCCUGGGUCGACACUUGCUGCAUCGACAAAAGCAGUAGUGCCGAUCUCACCGAAGCCGUCAAUUCAAUGUUUCAGUACUCGAAUGUGAUUCCAACCUUUGAAGAAUUGUGCCCUUGCCGCUGGUUCACUCGUGGGUGGACUCUCCAGGAGUUGAUUGCUCCAGAGAAAGUCUACUUCAUCGACCAAAAUUGGAACUACCGGGGCUCAAAGCACGAUAUCGGGGCUUCAAUUUCCAGUAUCACCGCUAUCCUAGCAAGUGUGUUGCACGACAGCGCCGAGAUGUCCAAAUAUACAACACGUGUCGAGUACACAGCCUACUGCCUCAUGGGAAUAUUUGACGUCAACAUGCCUCUUUUGUACGGAGAAGGGGCAAAGGCGUUUAUUUGGCUCCAGCACGAGAUUAUGAGGACAAGCAGUGACAUUUCGAUCCUCGGCUGGAAUUCUGGUGGAUCUCAUAUCUGGGCACCAUAG